Messenger RNA from Misgurnus anguillicaudatus (oriental weatherfish), 1173 nucleotides. Its product is annotated as granzyme B(G,H)-like. The record is from RefSeq and is a predicted model, not a curated record. Gene Ontology annotation, biological process: proteolysis. Gene Ontology annotation, molecular function: serine-type endopeptidase activity. Lineage: Eukaryota; Metazoa; Chordata; Actinopteri; Cypriniformes; Cobitidae.
CUUCCUGGUAUGAGUCCCCUGACCCAGUAUUUAAAUCAGAAGACGACUUCACUGUGCUUCACACAUCACUUGACUGAACAGUGACUACAAUGAGCAUCUUUUGGUUUAUAACUACACUGCUACUGCUGCACUCCUGCACCCCAGGUGUCGGCAUGGAUCAUGGGAUUGUUAAUGGUAAGAAGUCCAUUCCACACAGCCACCCAUACAUGGUCUACAUUCGUGACUCACAAACACAAGCAGCAUGUGGUGGAUUUUUGAUAAGAGAAGAUUUUGUGAUAACUGCCGCCCACUGUAACGGAAAACAUCUCAUGGUGUAUUUGGGUGUUGAUGACACAAAUCGUUUACCUGAGGGUAUACCAGUCUUAGCCAUUCCACAUCCAGAUUUUGUAAACAAGCAAGGUUAUGACGACAUCAUGCUACUAAAGCUUAAAACAAGAGCAACUCUGAACAAGAAUGUGAAAAUCAUUGGCCUGCCAAAAACUAGGGGAGAGGCGAUCCCAAGUAACUGCAUGGUCAUGGGUUGGGGCUGGAAAGAAUACACUCACAUGUCUCCAUCAAAUGUCCUGAGAGAAGUAAACUUGACUCUUAUUCAAAACUGUGCCACACCUGACCUUAUAUGCACUCGGGGAACAGCCGGGCCAGCACGGGGAGACUCUGGCAGUCCACUUAUUUGUGGAAAGGUCCCACACGGCAUUGUAUCCUACCUUUUACCGGAGUCUUCAGGCUACAUUACGAUGUAUACUAAAAUCUCUCACUACCUUCAAUGGAUUCAUGACACCAUGAGACGAUCUUCUUAAAGCAUCAUAAACCAUGGAAGGCAAAGCUGGAUCAACUCAACAUUUUAAUAUGAAAGCAUGUCUGAUUUAAGUUCUUCUGCAUUUUUAUGUACCUGAUUGAAAUAAAAGCAAACCUUUAUCAUUACACAAGUCUGUUAAAAUGAUUUCUGCAACAACAACCUACAUCAACGUCAGUCUUGCUACUUAAAUGCCAGUGUCUUUCAGAGCUUAGGUCCAACCCCAAUGUAUUGUCACACACCUGAACCAGCUAAUGAAGGUCUUACUAAUCAGACUAGUAACUUUUAAACAGGUGUGCUGAGGCACCCUCCAGGGCCGAGUUCGGACACCUCUGUCCUGUAUGGUCCUAUAUUUGUAUUAAAUAUGUUCAAGCUACAAU